Messenger RNA from Nerophis ophidion (straightnose pipefish), 1736 nucleotides. RefSeq names its product sarcoglycan, epsilon (gene sgce). The record is from RefSeq and is a predicted model, not a curated record. Bases 250 to 1578 code for a protein of 442 amino acids. The transcript has 12 exons. Gene Ontology annotation, cellular component: membrane; sarcoglycan complex. Lineage: Eukaryota; Metazoa; Chordata; Actinopteri; Syngnathiformes; Syngnathidae.
AAAAUGGAGGAAAUCAAACAUUCUCUUUCCCUCCCUUCUCUCCAAUUUUGUUGAAAGCGCGGUGAACAUCAAAUGUUCCCUCCCACAGCAUAUUUUUGACAGCCGUCUUUUUCCAGGCAGAUGUGCGGGGCAGCCAGUGAGCGCGCAGGGAGGAGGCGGAGAGAGGAUGCUUCACUAGUGUUCAGCAUGGCUGUCAAACGCCGCAGCGAUUUGGGAAGAAACGUCUAGCUUCGUGUAAGACUCGGGACGAUGACAAGCACCAUGUCGGCUGCAGUCGUCGUGCUGUUGCUGGUGACGGUGCUCACCAUCCUGUCAAGGUCGCACGCUGACCGUAACGUCUACCCGUCUGCAGGAGUGUUGUUCGUCCACGUCCUGGAAAGAGAAUACUUCAAAGGGGAAUUUCCUCUCUACCCGAAAUCAGGUGAUGCUGCCAGCGACCCCAUCACUUUCAACACCAACCUAAUGGGUUUCCCAGAUCGGCCCGGCUGGCUUCGCUACAUCCAGAGAACUCUUCAUAGUGACGGGGUACUCUACGGAUCCCCCACUGCCGAGCAUGUGGCCAAAGCCACAGUCAUAGAGAUUACUGCCUAUAACCGACGCACUUUUGAGACAGCACGGCACAACUUGGUCAUAAAUGUCAUGGCCACUGAGGAGUUCCCGCUGCCCUACCAGGCCGAGUUUUACAUAAAAAACAUGAACGUUGAGGAGAUGCUGGCAAGUGAGGUGCUGGGGGACUUCUUGGGGGCUGUGAAGAACGUAUGGCAGCCUGAGCGCCUCAACGCCAUCAAUAUCACUUCAGCAUUAGACCGCGGUGGGCGUGUGCCGUUGCCCAUUAAUAACCUCAAGGAAGGCGUGUACGUGAUGGUCGGCGCUGACGUUCCCUUCUCGUCGUGUCUGCGUGAAGUGGAGAACCCUCACAACCAACUGCGCUGCAGUCAAGAGAUGGAGCCUGUCAUCAGCUGUGACAAGAAAUUCAGAGCUCAGUUCCACAUUGACUGGUGUAAAAUCUCCCUGGUGGACAUCAACAAAGUAGCCCCAGUCUACAUCACUCGCCCUGAAGCAGGUCCUGGUAUCCUGGCCGAUUUUGGGGAUUACAAGCCGCCGUCCGAGUACCUGAAAAGCCGGGACUACUUCACCGACUUCAUGGUCACGCUGGCUAUCCCCGCGGUAGUGGCACUCGCUCUCCUCUUCAUUCUGGGCUACAGCAUGUGCUGCCGAAGGGAAGGGGUGCAAAAAAGAAACAUGCAAACAUCAGCCAUUCAGCUGGUGCACCACAGCUCCAUCCAAAAGUCCACCAAAGAGAUGCGCAGCAUGGCCAAGAACCGAGAAAUCUCCUGGCCACUUUCCACGCUGCCCGUCUUCAACCCCGUCAGCGGCGAGGUGGUGCCGCCCAUCCAUCCCGACAACUACGAGACCACCAGCAUGCCGCUCAUGCAGGCGCAGACGAACCUGCACAACCAGAUCACUAUCCCGCAACAGCAGCCAUCAGGAGAUAACUAUGUCAUGUCCACAUUUAGAAGGUUGGAGGUAAAUGGUAUUCCUGAAGAGAGAAAAGUGGCCGAAGCACUGAAUUUGUAAUCUAAUUUGAUGAAAAUUCCUUCUUGUGUUCAUGCUUACAAAGUGUCUUAAAGGGAACUUUUGAAUAUCAUGUGCUAUGGUUGCUGAACGUAUUGCAUAGUUUCACUUUCAUUGCACAGGGAAAAGAGCAUUUAUCAUUAAAUGUUCACAUAUAACAA